GGUACAAAGGCAAGCGCAAGUGCAAGUACGAUCAACAGCCUCUCCCUCUCUCUUUCCUCAGCUUCUGUUUUUAUCACUUUUGCCCAACACACGAGUUUAUUCAUUCCAAUGCCUGGACGAUCAUCCGCCUCAAGUGCCAAUCCAAUCCAAUACCAUGGCACUACUGUGCUCUCGCGAGAGGGGGACACGGACCAUGGGCUAAGAUUGACUCAGAUUAAUAUCAGUUCGAGCCCCAGUCUCAGUCUCGGUCUCGGUCUCAGUCACGACCUCAGGAACGGACAUGACGGGACAGACCAUGGCUCGACCGCAGCUCCUCACCCCGCACAAGACACCGCACGUCAAAGCAGCAGUCUCGACUACGCUACCAUAGAAGCAUCCAGCCCAUACCUCGCGAGAACUUUGCCAUCUGCCCAACAGCAACUGCAACUGCAACCAUCAGCGCAGACCAUCCGCCAUCUUAGGCUCCAACUCCAGGGCCCACAGAAUGACGACCAGCUGCACGAUCUUACUGAACAUGCAUCUUCGAUCCAGAUGGAGCAGCUGCAGCAUGACGACAACGAAGAUCUUACAUCUCCCGCUCGGAUAACAACGGAUUUCAUGCCCCUUGCAGUCGUCUCUUCUGGCAUUGCCGCAAAUCAGGAGUCGACAAUAGCAGCAAUAAGCAUCACAUCCGUCGCGGGAACACCAGCCUCUACCGCUGUUGCUGCUGCUACCCGUGGGCCUCACGAGUACGAACAUCAUGCCUCGAUUUUGACCCCUGUUGCGGAAUCUCAACCUCCAAUCAUAUACCUCAGCAGUUACGACUAUAGAAAUGACAGCAAUUGCCAUGGCGACAACAGCAGCAGCAGCGCGGUAAAUAACCAGACCCUUCCCACAAGCAAAUGUAUAACUCACAGCGCAACUAUCCCAAGGUUCACAGAACACAAUCCUCGAAGAACUUUUGGCAUGCACGGAUUCCCGCUAUGUCUAUCUCACACCGACCAUACCAGUCAACCCAAACUCAACAAUGACCGUGGCAGUGGCGACGUCUUUGGGAUCGUCAACGCCGUUGAGUCCGCACCUCUUUCUUUUCCUCUUCCUCGCGCAAUAACAACAUCCGUUGCCAUUUCUCCGCUCAGCGACUACGAGGAUUUUUACGGCAGCAAACUCAAAAAAGAUACUCUUCGCAUUUGCCCCUACGACAGUAGCAUUGAGAACAGCAGUAGUAAAUGUGGUAGCGAUAUUGACAACCAUCUAAGUAGUAGCUUUCAUUGGAAGACCACUGAUACAGUUGAUCAUACUCGCAAUGACAACGGCUUUGUCUCUUUAAUCAAACGCGACCAGGGUCUUACUAACGAUUAUGACAUUGCACUACGCAGCAAUCCAUGCUGCGCGUUGGCAUCAAAAGGGAAUCACCAGGCCAUCGAUUACAACCUAAAGGACACUACUCAUGCUAAGGGCGGCGCGAGUCGGCGUAACACUGUGCUCGAUUGCAAGAUCAAGAACGAUUUAGGUACGACUACCGCGGAAUCGCAUGGUUCUUCUGAACGAGGUCGACUUUCCUUGUGGCCCUUGCAUUACUCAAAAAGCAACAACAGCUGCAGCACGGUCGAUACCGACAAUGCAGAGACUAGUAGGUCAUUGCCCCUGGAUCGCGGAAGAAAUGUUGACAUCGGACCACUGACGGGCAUCACUGCAGAUAAAACAACGACUAUGACGACAAUAACAGCAACAACAAGAACAUCCGCCUCCCAAGCAGCAGCUUUGGCGACAAGAGGAUCGAAUCCCCGCAUUGUGUUACACGACGACAUUGCUUCGCCAUCCUUAGGCCUGCCUAGGCCGGACGCAAAGAAUACGCCCUAUGCUGCAAAGAGACGAGAGAAGAGCCCAAAUCUUGGCAGGGUUCAAGGUGGCCUAGGAUCCGAUCUGACCGAUUUUAUCCCACUCUCGACGUUGGCUUGCACCUAUCGCAUUCGAUUACCAAGCAAAAUCUCUUUGCACUGGUCGAAGUCUUCUCAGCCAAAAACACGACUCUUCCAAUAUUCACACAACGCGCAACCUGACCCUCCCCAAGGUCGAAAUAUAGCUAAGCAUAGCUGUCAGGACCCAAUUAUUUACAGAUCGCUCCCGCUUUCGAAUAAGUCAGUUGUUAUUGAGGGCGCCAUAGAUCAAUCUCUAGAGGAAGAAUCAUUACUGUGGUCCCCAUACGGCGGUCAAGACCAUGAAUACUUCAUGAUGUACAAGGAAUAUAAAAUCGAUCGAGGUGCCGUCAUAUCGAACGCACGAGAUAUUUGGAAGACCAAAGGUCGUCGGGGACGAGCACCAUAUUCACUCAAGGACUACUCCAUGCCAUCAGAUCCCAUUAUCGGUUUACUUGGAUCUGCACACACUAUGAACGCAGUGUCGGUCUUUGCAGAAGCUAGCUCUUUCCUUGGGACUGAUAACUACUCUUGGGCCCGGAGCGGUAGUCGCAAACGAAGAACAUCCCAGUCUACCAGCUCCCAUGAAGGCAGCUCCUGGACCACCAAUCGCAAAGAUACGAUCAUGAGCCUCAUUGAUAAUUUAUCGGCGUUCAAACGACAACAUUCAUUGCAACAACAGAAGCAGGGACGACAGACCAGGACCUUCGUCGCGAUCGCCAAUAUCAAUCCGCCAUUAGCCACCUCCCUGGCGCAAAAUGUUCGUCCCUCUGGUACCCCAACCACUGCUGCCGGUAUUAUAAAUGAAUUGGUCUCAUCCAUAACAUCAACCUCCAUGUUGGUGGAUAGAGAUGGAGAAGCCAUCAGCACCACAGCUAUUCCUCAGGGUGUUGCGUCCGUUGGCAUAGCAGCACCCUACAUAGUGUCAGGCCUGAAUAGAACGCGCUGGAUCCAUCAUUCGCCUCACGGUCAUCUCGGCGCGCAUGUGUACUCUCUUCCAGAAGGUCAGGAUCAGCCACCAGAGCAUGAUCGGGAGCGACCAGGUGCCGAUAAUGACAAUGAGACAGAGCAUGAUCUGGCAUCCUCGUCCGCCGGUCCCCAGCAGCCGUUGUCAAUCCAGCAUACUCAAGCGUACGAAGAGACCCAACAGCAGCAACCCCCAUAUCCGCAAAUAUCACCUGUUGCGCCUCAGCAAGGUCACUCCUUCGCAUACCCUACUCCUCUUUAUCGCCACCAACAUGCGACACCGCGGAUUCUAUUUGGGGGCACGCCCAUGAGCAGAACACCGUACUCACUACCCUCGACAGCGCAGGCAAACGAACCCAUUGCUCACCAGAUCCGGCGCAUCCAGAGUUCGCACAUUCGCAACUUGCAAACACACUGGGAACAGCAGCGACGACGACAACAACAACAACAACAACAACAACAGCAUCAGCGGCAGCAGUCGCAACUCAUACCCUUUCUCUCGUCCGUACCCAUGGAGCGUCACCACGCAGGCCCUAUACUGCCAUUGCUGUAUCCACCGCAACAUCUCCAUGACAUUCCAGACACCACACGUCCAAGCUUGCAGGGUGAGCAUGGCAUCUAUAGAGAUCCUGCAGCAGGUAUGAUCUGGUCAAGUGGAGUACCACUGAUACGAGAAAGUCUCCAGUCCAGCAUGAAUGCCCAUUCGAGCGCCGGGUCGCUGUCUUCAUUUAAUUCCCUGCACACCUCAUCUACCAGAACAGGGUUACCAGGGGGUCAUAACAUCGAUGAUAAUGAUGGAACCGUGGGUUUAGGUGCAGGUAUCGUGUCACCAGACCCGCCGCCAUACUCUCCUCCGACAAUACCCUCUUCACCCGUCUCAUUGUCAUCCUCAUACAUUGGUUCAACUACUGUCUCCAAUCUUACGCCGUCGCCAUCUGAACCGCCAGUAUCGGGUGCAAGUGAAGGGCAAGGCCUUCAGAGAGAUCAACCCUGGAGGACGCGACCAAUGGGCAUAAACUCUUUAUAUAGCAAUUACGAAGGCGGCACGCUGAAGCCGAGUGAACGAUGGCGCCGAGGGGACGAGGAAAUGAUUGGGAGAUGAAACUAGCCUGCAAUGCUCGAUAUUUUUUUGGUAAGGCGUGUAAUAAAAAAAGGACGCCAUUUCUACAAGUAAA
This is a messenger RNA of Gamsiella multidivaricata, 4039 nucleotides long. RefSeq lists its product as uncharacterized. NCBI's taxonomy places the organism in Eukaryota, Fungi, Mortierellomycota, Mortierellomycetes, Mortierellales, Mortierellaceae. The record is from RefSeq and is a predicted model, not a curated record. Bases 109 to 3966 code for a protein of 1285 amino acids. The transcript has 4 exons.